AUGUUAUAUCAUAUAUCAAUAAGCUUACAUGAAUUUGGAUAUUGUCAUAAAGAUUUACAUACUGGAAAAAUUUUACAAAUUAAUAAUAAAGUUACAUCUUAUCUUUCAGACUAUGGAUUAUCUGAACCAGCAAUUGAACAGAAAAUUUGGAAAAGGAAUAAAUAUAUGAACGCUAAUUCAAAUGAAAAACCAACAACUGAUGAAUUAUAUGAUAUAUUUUCUUUUUGGUAUUCUUCUAUUAGAGGAGCAAAAGAUAAGUCGGUUAUAAAAGGAAAAGAAAUUAAAGAAGUAUUUAAAGAAGCAUUUAAAGAAGCAUUUAAAGAAGCUGAUAAAGAAAUACCAAAUACUUUAACUUCAUAUGAAAAGAAUUCGGAUGCUGAGAGCGUUACGUUUAGUAAUUUAUUACCAAAACCUGUUAAUUCAUCCAUUUUAACUUCCUUGCGAUUCUCAAUUAAUCGACUUGGAAAUUCCCAAUUAAGAGUUUAUAGUGAUAAAGUUUCUUGA
Messenger RNA from Rhizophagus irregularis DAOM 181602=DAOM 197198, 504 nucleotides. The record is from RefSeq and is a predicted model, not a curated record. Lineage: Eukaryota; Fungi; Glomeromycota; Glomeromycetes; Glomerales; Glomeraceae.